This is a messenger RNA of Acanthamoeba castellanii str. Neff, 1935 nucleotides long. RefSeq names its product cell surface protein. Lineage: Eukaryota; Discosea; Longamoebia; Acanthamoebidae. The transcript is spliced from 10 exons. Bases 1 to 1935 code for a protein of 644 amino acids. The record is from RefSeq and is a predicted model, not a curated record.
AUGUUCUACGAACACUACUUUGACGUGGGCUCCGAAAACGAGGCCCUCUUCUCGUGCGACUGGUCCUUCGCCGCAUCCAAGGACCCACUCAGCGGGGCGAUGGAGUACUACGUGGGAUGCGGCAUGCGCGGCAAGCUCGACGGGGAGGGCAUCAGGAAACACGGCCGGCCGCCCGUACAGCUGUCCAUCGUACUCGACAUCUCCGGCUCCAUGGACGUACCCUUCCGCCCCGAUGACACCAAGACCAAGCUGGAAGUGGCCAAGGACUGCGUGAUGACCCUGCUCGACAAUCUCCAGCCUAAUGAUGCCUUAGGCCUCGUCGUUUUCGAUGACGAGAUGGAUGUGGUGCAGGAGAUGCAGUUGGUGAGCGCGCUGGACAUGGCGGCGCUCAAGGCGGAGGUCACCAAGCUCCGCCCGCGCUGGUGCACCAAUAUGCUUAGGGGCUUCCGCGGCGGUGUGCAGCUCAUCACCCAAUACAACGCACGAACCGCGGAGGCCCGCGACCGGCCCGCCCAGCGCUUCAAGCAGUUUUUCUCCGACCUCAUCGCAAUCUCGAAGCCUCGCGCCCACUCCAAGCGCAUCAUGUUUCUCACCGACGCCUGCCCAAAUGGUGGGGAUGAUGAACAUCUCCUGGGCGCUGCACAAAAGUGCGUGGAGGAGGGCCAGAUCUAUACCACCUUCAUCGGCCUCGGCGUCGACUUUGGCGUCGAGUUGGUGAACUCGAUCGCGCAGAUCAAGGGGUGCAACUAUUUCACGGUGAUGUCUUCUCCCGAGUUCAAGAAGCUCAUGGAGCAGGACUUUGACUACGUGGUCACCCCGGCCUGCUUCGACCUCGAUGUCGCCAUCGUCCAAGACGGCACCUCCGCCGUUCAAGUUCAGCGGGUGUAUGGCUCGCCCGGGCACGAGAUUCCCACAGACGGCCUGUUGUUGCACAUGGCGAGCGGUUUUCCUUCGGCCAUAGAUGAGAACGGAUGCACCAAAGGCGGCAUGAUCCUCGUCAAGGUGGCCCCGUCCCCCUCCGGCCCUCUUGUGAAGCAGGUGCUGGAGCUGAUGGUGACGUACAGCGACGUUGAUGGCAAGAAGUACCAAAGCAAGAACAGCCUCGAGGUCGAGUUCGGAGUCGACGACGAGCGCUACUCGAACAACGCCAUCCGCAAGGCCAUCCUCCUCACCAGGUUCGUGAAUGCGAUGAAGUGGUGGAUCACGGACCACCAGCAGCCCGAUGCGGAACCGGGCGCGACAGUGUCGGAGUCAAACGGCAUCCCGCCGGCGCCCGUGGGCGACAAGGACGUCGGCUCCCCCUCGCUCCGGGUGUCGCCGCACUACAAGGCCGCGUUCAGCCGCCUCCUCGCCCACUACGAGCGCGCCGCCGAGCAGCUGGUCGACGCCGGUGACGUCGGCGACCAGCUUAACGAGCACGCUCGCCAGCUGGUGGGCCUCAUCGACUUCAUCUCGGCCGACGAGAUCCAGCGCGUGCUGGCCACCGUCACCACCGACGACGAGGUGGCCGGCGUCAUCAGUAAUACUACUGCCACUGUGUCAUCGUUCGUCGAUGCCGACGAGCUGCAGCGCCGAUGCGAGGCGGCACUGAAGGUGGACGACCUGAGCGCCAAGCGUAGCGCCUUCGAGACGGAGAUCAAGCGUCGGCUGAAGAACGUCAUCGUGGCCAGGCUGGCGGCCCGCGAGGACAAGGAGGCGCUCAAGCAGGCCCUCACGGUGAGUGCGACGACCGACGACGGCGGCGGCGACAAUGGCCAGACGGCGGCGGCUGCGGUGGAGGCCAAGCAAGCCGAGGUGGUGGAGGAGCUGGCGGGCUUCAUCCGAGCGAGGCCCGACCAGGACUGGAGCGAGUGGCAGGACAUCGUGGAGGACGAACUAUACAAACUGGUCCACGGCGAGCCUCGGUUCAGGGGUUUUGUCUGGGGGGGUUUCUAA